UUAGGCAGCCGUCCAUCUCCUCCUGCUUCUCCCAGAAAACAGGUGAUGCUCCUGGCCAGCGAACGCUCUCUGGAUGCAGGCCGGGCUGCGGCGGGAAGGAUGUUAUAGGCAAGAGGAGGUGAACGGCGGCGGCAGGAGCGAACUUGCCGAGCGAGGGGAGGGCAGGGCCAAGCAAGCCAAACUUUGACGGAGGCCUACAUCGCUGUGCAGCGGCUGCGAGUCCAAGCCUGAGCUUCUUCACGGAGACACAGACUGACUGACAGACAAACUUUGGCUCUUCGUCCCUUUCUAGGACUUCUAUUUUUGGGGGAGGGGGAAAGGAACACUUGGCUGCGCGAGUCUUGUGACUAUCCGGGACUCGGCGGGUAUUGUUCUUAAAAAAAAAAAAAAAAAAGAAGAAGCAAAAAUCAAAAGAUUUUUUUAAAGAGGCAUCCGUUCUAGUGGAUCAGACUUUUUAAAUGUUUGGGAUUCAAGAUACGUUAGGAAGAGGACCAGCUCUGAAAGAGAAAGCUCUGGGAGCGGAGAUGGAUUCGGUCCGGUCCUGGGUUCGAAACGUUGGAGUGGUGGAUGCAAACGUCGCGGCACAAAGCGGGGUAGCCCUCUCCCGGGCUCACUUCGAGAAGCAGCCUCCCUCCAACUUGAGGAAAUCCAAUUUCUUCCACUUCGUCUUGGCCCUUUAUGAUCGGCAGGGUCAGCCGGUGGAGAUCGAAAGGACAGCUUUCGUGGACUUCGUAGAGAACGACAAAGAACAAGGUAACGAGAAGACCAAUAAUGGGACCCACUACAAAUUACAGCUCCUCUAUAGCAAUGGGGUCAGGACCGAACAAGACCUCUUUGUCCGGCUCAUCGACUCGGUCACGAAGCAGCCCAUAGCUUAUGAGGGACAGAACAAGAAUCCAGAGAUGUGCCGAGUUCUACUCACACACGAAGUCAUGUGCAG
Messenger RNA from Gracilinanus agilis (Agile Gracile Mouse Opossum), 940 nucleotides. Its product is annotated as transcription factor COE2. The annotation marks the transcript as partial. The record is from RefSeq and is a predicted model, not a curated record. The transcript has 5 exons. Gene Ontology annotation, molecular function: RNA polymerase II cis-regulatory region sequence-specific DNA binding; DNA-binding transcription factor activity, RNA polymerase II-specific. Gene Ontology annotation, biological process: regulation of transcription by RNA polymerase II. NCBI's taxonomy places the organism in Eukaryota, Metazoa, Chordata, Mammalia, Didelphimorphia, Didelphidae.